CAUCUGUCAAUGAAUUCAUUACAAGCAAUUUCUCCUAUCGAUGGGCGUUAUCGUCGUCAAGUAGAGGCUCUCUCAGGCUUUUUCUCGGAAGAAGCUCUUAUUCGCUACCGUGUCCGUAUCGAAAUUCUUUAUUUUAUCGCUUUAAGUCGUGAGAUACCUCAGCUUAAAGGUUUAGAAGAACGUGUAAACCUUGAUGACUUACACAAGAUUUACCUCGAACUAACUAGUGAAGAUGCUCAGCGUAUCAAAGAUAUUGAGAGCAUCACGAACCACGAUGUCAAGGCUGUGGAAUAUUUCAUUAAAGAGCGAUUUGAUGAAUUAGGUUUAGAGGCAGAGAAAGAAUUUGUACACUUCGGUCUAACUUCUCAGGACAUCAAUAAUACUUCUUUCCCUCUAAUGCUUAAAGAGUCUGUCUUUAAGGUUUACCUACCUCUCUUGGAAGAGGUGCUAGAACUAUUAAAGAAAUAUGCUCAGGAGUGGGCAGAUGUUCCAAUGCUUGCUCGUACACACGGUCAAGCUGCUUCGCCUACACGUCUAGGUAAGGAGAUGAUGGUUUUUGUUUAUCGCUUGCAAGAGCAAAUCAAUCAACUAGUGAAAGUACCACAUACGGCUAAGUUUGGAGGAGCAACAGGUAACUUAAAUGCUCAUAGAGUAGCCUAUCCAUCGCACGAUUGGUUGAGCUUUGCGAAUAGUUUUGUCGCUCUAGACCUAGGCUUACAACGUGAAGCUUACACGACUCAGAUUGCGAAUUAUGAUUAUACGGCAGCUCUCUUCGAUGCGAUGGAGCGUAUCAAUGUAAUCUUCAUUGACCUUGCUCGUGAUAUCUGGACUUAUGUGUCUAUGGAUUACUUCAAGCAAAAGAUUAAGGAGGGCGAAGUUGGUUCUUCGGCAAUGCCUCAUAAGGUUAAUCCGAUUGACUUUGAGAAUGCAGAGGGUAAUCUAGGACUAGCUAAUGCACUCUUUGGCUUCCUUGCCCGUAAAUUACCUAUUUCUCGCUUGCAACGAGACCUUACAGACUCUACUGUUCUACGUAAUAUCGGUGUUCCUCUUGGGCAUACUUUGAUUGCUCUUAAUAGCUUGAAGAAGGGCUUAAACAAGCUCCUUAUCAAUAAAGAUAAGAUUGCUCUAGACCUAGAGAACAACUGGCCUGUGGUAGCUGAAGCUUUGCAAACAAUCCUUCGUCGUGAGGGUUAUCCAAAGCCUUAUGAGGCUUUGAAAACUUUGACACGUACGAACGAGAAGAUUACAGGCGAAACGAUUGCUAACUUCAUUGAUACGCUUAAUGUCUCUGAAGAGAUUAAGAAGGAGAUGAAGCAAAUCACGCCAUCUAAUUAUCUUGGUUACUAA
This is a messenger RNA of Globicephala melas (long-finned pilot whale), 1347 nucleotides long. RefSeq names its product adenylosuccinate lyase-like. Gene Ontology annotation, biological process: IMP biosynthetic process. The record is from RefSeq and is a predicted model, not a curated record. Gene Ontology annotation, molecular function: N6-(1,2-dicarboxyethyl)AMP AMP-lyase (fumarate-forming) activity. NCBI's taxonomy places the organism in Eukaryota, Metazoa, Chordata, Mammalia, Artiodactyla, Delphinidae.